This is a messenger RNA of Drosophila innubila, 1680 nucleotides long. Its product is annotated as proton-coupled amino acid transporter 1. The coding region runs from base 149 to 1585 and encodes 478 amino acids. Gene Ontology annotation, biological process: amino acid transmembrane transport. NCBI's taxonomy places the organism in Eukaryota, Metazoa, Arthropoda, Insecta, Diptera, Drosophilidae. The transcript is spliced from 6 exons. Gene Ontology annotation, molecular function: amino acid transmembrane transporter activity. The record is from RefSeq and is a predicted model, not a curated record. Gene Ontology annotation, cellular component: vacuolar membrane.
CCGCCAAAAGAAUUUACGAAAUUACGCGUCCAUUUAUAUUGCUCGCCGUCUCGUGCAUUGACCGAGUUCUAGCCGCUGCAGCAGCAACAACAGCAACAGCAACAACAGCAACAGCAACAACGACAGCAACAACAUCAACAGCAACAACAUGGAUGCAGAGGCGCCAAACAUCCCACAGGCAGCAGCCCAAAGCAAUUCCAACCAAGGCAGCAACUCCAAUAAUUCUAAAAUGCCGCCAAGAUCAGCACAGGAAACUGACGGAGCAACAGCAACAACAACAACAGCAGCAGCUACUCCAAAGCAACCCGCAGAUGAUGAGGGGGAAUACCAUCCACCCACAAGCUACCUGGAGACGAUUGUACAUCUGUUCAAGGGCAACAUUGGACCCGGACUCUUUGCCAUGGGAGAUGCGUUCAAGAAUGGCGGAUUGAUAGUGGCGCCAAUUCUAACAAUUGUCAUCGCUGUCAUCUGUAUACAUUGCCAGCAUGUGCUCGUUGCCUGCUCCAAAAAGAUGCGAGAUUUGCGGGGUGAUGAAGUGUGUGCCGAUUAUGCGGUCACUGUGGAGCAAUGCUUUGAGAAUGGACCAAUUAAGUUAAGGGGCUGGUCCCGCACCAUGGGACGACUGGUGGAUGUCUUCAUUUGUGUCACUCAGCUGGGAUUCUGUUGCAUCUACUUUGUGUUCAUUAGCACGAAUGUGAAGCAGAUUCUGUACGCUUAUGGCAUUGAUAUGAAUGUCCAUCUGGUGAUGUUGUUGGCCUUUGCUCCCGUGCUGUUAAGCUCCUUGAUAACGAAUCUCAAAUGGUUGACGCCAGUAUCGUUGAUAGCCAAUGUUUGCAUGAUCCUUGGAUUGGCAAUAACAUUAUAUUAUGCAUUAAAGGAUGGCCUGCCGGAGAUUGCGGAACGCGCCUACUGGACGAAUGGCUCCAAGCUGGCUCUCUUCUUCGGCACCGCCAUCUUUGCCUUCGAGGGCAUCGCUCUGGUGAUGCCACUGAAGAAUGCCAUGCGUAAGCCUCGACAGUUUGAGAGUACACUGGGUGUGCUCAAUGUUGGCAUGUUUCUUGUCUCCGUCAUGUUCAUGUUUGCCGGAUCCGUUGGCUAUAUGAAAUGGGGCGAACAAGUUGGCGGCAGUUUAACACUCAAUCUUGGCAAUACCAUCCUGGCACAAGCGGUCAAACUGAUGGUCUCCAUGGGCGUCCUACUCGGCUAUCCGCUGCAGUUCUUUGUCGCCGUCCAGGUCAUGUGGCCGAGCACCAAACAAAUGUGCGGCAUCGAGGGACGCUCUCUCGCCGGUGAGCUGAUCUUUCGCACACUUCUCGUGGUCGUAACCCUGGCAAUUGCGGAACUUGUGCCUGCCUUGGGACUAUUCAUCUCUCUGAUCGGAGCACUAUGCUCCACAACAUUGGCGCUCGUCUUUCCGCCGGUCAUCGAGCUAAUUGCCUGCAGUGAACCCAACAAGGGACCGGGCAUCUGGAUUUGUGCGAAGAAUCUCAUCAUAUUGGUGCUGGCACUACUGGGUUUCUUCACCGGCUCUUACGAGAGCCUCAGGCAUAUUAUCAAACACUUUGGCGAGGAGGAAGUACAUUAAAAUAUAUAUCUCGAAUAGCAACAACCGAACUUAUCAAAUAUCUUAAAUUUAAUACAUACAUAUAUCACUGAUAUAUGAAAAUUAUUUAAAAACUA